Messenger RNA from Carya illinoinensis, 2025 nucleotides. RefSeq names its product disease resistance protein RPV1-like. Gene Ontology annotation, biological process: signal transduction; defense response. The record is from RefSeq and is a predicted model, not a curated record. The transcript has 4 exons. NCBI's taxonomy places the organism in Eukaryota, Viridiplantae, Streptophyta, Magnoliopsida, Fagales, Juglandaceae. Bases 1 to 2025 code for a protein of 674 amino acids. Gene Ontology annotation, molecular function: ADP binding.
AUGGCCACUCAAACACCCUCUUCAUCUACUUCCGAACAUACUAAGAUAAGAAAAAGAGGCAAUUCAUCUUGUUCGGAAGAAGAUGAAAAAAUCAUAACCUCUUCCCCAACUUCUUCCUCGACUCCUCGAUGGAAAUAUGAAGUUUUCCUUAGUUUCUAUGGCAAAGACACUCGCAUGAGCUUUACGGAUCAUCUAUAUGUUGAUUUAAAACGGAAAGGUAUUCUCGUCUUUAGGGAUGAUGAAGCACUCAAGCGAGGAAAAUGCAUUUCUCAAGAGCUUUCGCAAGCAAUUCAAGAAUCUCAAUCUGCCAUAGUCAUUUUUUCAGCAAAGUAUGCUUCUUCCGAAUGGUGCCUUAGGGAACUUGCCGAGAUCGUUGAAUGGGAGGAAAAGAAUGAUCUCAUAAUUAUUCCUAUUUUCUACCAUGUGGAUCCUUCAGACGUAAGAAAUCAAAGAGGGACUUUUAAAGAAGCUUUCGCUGCACAUGAAAAAGAUCCCAAGGUAGACAUCAAAGAGAUUGAUACGUGGAGAAAUGCUUGCAUAAAAGUCGGUAAUCUUGCCGGAGAGCACAUAAAGGGGGACAGGUACGAAUCAACAAUUAUAAAAGAAAUCGGUAGACGUAUAGCUCAUGAGUUGAAUUCUAGAUUCUCACGUCAUGAUUACAAUAAACUUGUUGCAAUAGACUCCCAUGUAGACAGAAUGAUAGAGUUACUGGAUAUGGAAUCAGAUGAUGUUCGCUUUGUAGGAAUUCAUGGGAUGGGUGGCGUUGGUAAGACAAUGCUGGCUGAAAUAAUUUAUGAUAGAGUUUCUAAUUGUCGAUUUGAAGGAAGCAGCUUUAUUUCUUGCAUUAGAGAAGAAUCUAAAGCUCGUGGUCUAGCUUCUUUACAAAAACAACUUCUUUCUAUGAUCAUGGAAGAAAAAAUACAAAUAUGGGAUCAAAACCAUGGAGAUCGGAUGAGAAAGAAGAUCCUGCAUAAUAAAAAGGUUUUUAUCGUCCUUGAUGAUGUGGAUAGUGACGAGCAACUAACGGCAUUAGCAGGGGAUCGGAAAUGGUUUGGUCCAGGGAGUAGGGUGAUCAUAACAUGCAGAGAUAGUCAUCUAUUGAGAAGAUAUGAAAUGAAUCCUAUCUAUAAGGUUGAGCAGCUUGAAAUAGCAGAAGCUUUGCAACUCUUUAGUUUGUCAGCCUUCAAGGAAACCCAUCCAAUAGAGGAUUACAUGGAUCUAUCUAUGGAUUUUGUAAAUUAUGCUCAAGGCCUUCCUUUGGCUCUUAAAGUUUUGGGUUCCUUCCUAUAUGAGAGAGAAAUAGAUGCGUGGAAAAGUGAGAAAGAUAAACUAAAAGCAUUUCCGAAUCCAAAAAUUAUGGAUGUACUUCAAAUAAGUUUUAAUGGGCUGCAGAAAUCACAAAAAGACUUAUUUUUGGAUAUGGCGUGUUAUUUCCGAGGACAGCAUGGGGUGGAUUACAUAUUUGAUGAUGACAUGGCAGAAAGUUUUGGUCAUUAUCGCAUUGAUGUUGACGUUCUCAUUGAGAAGUCCCUCUUAAGCAAAUCAGAAUAUGGAUUGUUGUCCAUGCAUGAUUUGCUAAAAGAAAUGGGCCAGGAAAUAGUUCAGCGUGAAUGCCCUCAAGAACCAGGAAAACGUAGUAGAAUCUUUUGCUUGGAGGAUCUAUAUCAAGUAUUGAAGAAUGAUGCUGGAACUGAUGCAAUUAAAGGCAUAGCCGUGUAUUCUUGUCCUGAAAUGAAACAGAGACUCAAUGCCAAAGCAUUGUCAAAAAUGACAAAAUUGAGAUUUUUUAAAUUCCAUCAUUCUCAAUCUAUAAAAUGGCAUGGAAAACCUUUAAACUACAUGCAAACCAAUGAGUUGCGAUUCAUAGAGUGGUUUGGAUAUCAUUUGAAAUCUUGGCCGAACAGUUUCAAACCAAAAAAUCUUACUGUACUAAGGAUGUAUUUCAGCCAGAUCAAACAAUUAUGGAAGGGGUCGAUGGAUUUAGACAAUUUGAAGGAAUUAGAUAGGGUGAUUAUGAGAAUUUGA